AUGAAAGAUACUGGUGUUAAACUUACUAAGUGGGCUUCUAUAGCCAAUGCACCGUUUCCUGCCGAAGGUGCUGGCAACCAAACUUUCAGCAUGUAUCACUUGGUUGCUACUGUUAUUGGUGUCCCGCUCUUUCUUGCCUAUUAUUUUCGCUUAGGUUUUUGGAUCUGGCUCAUUUUCCUCUUUAUUCCGCUUGGUGGUGUUAUUUACCUAGCAUUCGUAUACCUUCUUUCUAAAUAUGCUUCUCCUUACAACAACAAGGUUCGACUUCCGGAAAGGAAUAUCGAAGAGUAUAUUACUAUGAAGGACGCUUCUCUGGCAGGAUAUGUUGGUCGUAAUAAAAUUCCAAUGGAAAUUUUUUUUGAAAAUUAUUUUGAUGAAAAAAUCGAUCUUUGUGGUGAUGCUUUAGAAAUUCUUGAAGCCCGUCACGAUUGGGCUUCUUUUGAGUUUGCUUUGGGUCAAGCAAAAUUUUUAUUAACUCAAUGGAUUCCUGAGACAAUAAUGCAUACUAAAAAACAAGAUGAAGAUCAAGUACGUGAUCAUUAUGAUCGUGGUGACGAUUUUUACGCUGCAUUUUUAGGUUCAAGUAUGGUUUAUACCUCCGGAAUUAUUUCGGACCCAAGUAAAAAUGAAACACUCGAAGAACUUCAAGACAAUAAACUUAAACUUGUUUGUGAAAAAAUUAAUCUCAAAGCAGGUGAACGACUUUUGGAUAUUGGUUGCGGUUGGGGUACUCUUGUAGCAUACGCUGCCAAGAAUUAUGAUGUGGAUGCCACGGGAAUUACACUUGGUCGUAACCAAACUGAAUUUGGAAACAAUCGUAUUAAGGAAUAUGGUAUUGAUGAUAAACAAGCUCGUAUAAUUUGUAUGGAUUAUCGUGACAUUCCAAGGCGUCCAAAAUAUGAUAAAAUUACUUGCCUUGAAAUGGCUGAACACGUUGGUGUUAGGCUUUUUGCUUCAUUUCUAUCUCAAGUAAGAGAUAUGCUCGAAGACGACGGUUUAUUCUUUUUACAAAUAGCAGGUCUUCGUCGCACAUGGCAAUAUGAAGAUUUAAUAUGGGGUUUAUUUAUGGCAAAAUACAUCUUUCCUGGUGCAGAUGCCUCUUGCCCAUUGGGGUGGGUCAUUAAUCAAUUGGAAUGCGCUGGAUUUGAAAUUCAAACUGUUGACACCAUUGGUGUACAUUAUUCUGGCACCAUAUUUCGUUGGUAUAAUAACUGGUUAAAGAAUAAAGAUACUAUCAUUAAUAAAUAUGGAAAAAGACUUAAAAUUCUAACAACCUAUCUUCUUUAUUUAGGUGGUUCCGGUAGUGCAACUUGUUAUCAGAUUACUGCUCAUAAAAAUUUGAAUGCAUUUGAUCGUGCUGGAUUGAUUUCUAGAAGACUAAAGGCUUAA
Cetraspora pellucida is the source of this 1389-nucleotide messenger RNA. NCBI's taxonomy places the organism in Eukaryota, Fungi, Glomeromycota, Glomeromycetes, Diversisporales, Gigasporaceae. The record is from the annotation of a GenBank genome assembly.